AUGGACCCAAAAUCCCAGCAGUUUCAGCUUGUCAAGAAGCUCACAGAUGAAAUAUGGCUGGCCACGAGACCCGAGAGUGGGGAGGAAUUCCUAGCCAAGCGGAUCGAUGAUUUCGACGAGUACUUCCGGUCUCGCUUCGAGGGAUCAGGAAAGCAGCAGCGCCAGGCCAAGGGAUUGAUGGACCUCGUCUACGAGCACAACAUCGGGCGCAACAUCUCUCACGUCCUCAACCACGAGAACCUUGUAUCGCUAGCCGGCUAUCUGCGCCAGAAGCCUCUCAAUCCCAAACCCUUCGAUACCAAGCAGGCUACGGAUGACUAUCUCGUAUGGGACAACUGCGAUGCUGGGUUCCUCGAGCUCCUAGUGAUCAACGGGGGUGGAAAGGGCCGGCGCAAGUCGUUCCUGCCCGAGUCACUCUGCUGGCAUGUCCUCACCUCGGUCAUGCGCGCUCUUACCUGGCUCCACGACGGAUAUCGGCUGGGAACCAACUGGGACACGGGGGAGCAGAAGUGGAUAAAGACCGACAUGGACUGGAUGCCCAUCCUCCACCGUGACAUCACAGCCACCAGCAUCAUGUUCCAGCACCCCCGUGGUGAGGAGACGUACGGUAGCUGCAAACUGGGCCGGUUCGCAAAGGCAUUCGUCUCCGGACAGCCGGCCGACAGGCAGGGUGAAGAGACCGCGGAUGGGCCUGCACUGCACAGCUCCAGUGGCCAGAUACUUGCCCCCCACGCCAACUUACCCAAGGGGUUGAAGGCGCCACCGGACGCCAGCGCCGCGACGAUGAAAAAGUUUUGGGCCGAGUAUACCACGGGGAAAGCGCCUGACCAACGUCUUUAUACGAUCAGCGACGAACACUGGUCCCUCGGCGCCGUCCUAUGGCGCAUGAUGACGUCCACGAAGCUCCCGUCGCAGGACAGCUGCAGCCUCUGCGAGAGCAAGUGCCGCCACAUCACGGGCUGCGUGCAGCCGCUGUGCCUCAUCGCCGAGGCGGAGGAGGAAGAGGGCUGCCGGUGCGUCUACGCCGGGUGCCAGCACAUUCAGGCCCGGCUCGACGCCAGCCCCGAACUCCGGCCGGAGCACAGACGGAGGUGCGACCACCCCAAGUGGCGAGCGGCGGGCUGUGACUGUCCCCGCGGGUGUCCGCGGCCGGACGUCCACAUCGACGACGUGCUCGCGCAGCUCGAUUACUCCAAGUUCCUCGUCCGGGCGGUGCGAAAGCUGUUCGACUGGGACUGGGAGACCUCGCGACGGGGCUCUGUGACGCUGUGCACUGAGAUCAACGCUGCCUACCGACAGUGGAAGACGCAGACGAGCGAGGGUCGCGAAUAUGUUGAUGUCUACGAUGAUGCGUGGAAAAGGUACAUGGUUCUGAAUGGGAAGUUGGAUGAACAGCAGAAGGGCGGCGCAUAA
Sodiomyces alkalinus F11 is the source of this 1413-nucleotide messenger RNA. RefSeq lists its product as hypothetical. Gene Ontology annotation, molecular function: protein serine/threonine kinase activity; ATP binding. Gene Ontology annotation, biological process: protein phosphorylation. NCBI's taxonomy places the organism in Eukaryota, Fungi, Ascomycota, Sordariomycetes, Glomerellales, Plectosphaerellaceae. Gene Ontology annotation, cellular component: cytoplasm. The record is from RefSeq and is a predicted model, not a curated record. The coding region runs from base 1 to 1413 and encodes 470 amino acids. The transcript has 2 exons.